AUGAGCGACGGCAUUGAGAAGCGUGGCGAGGACCAUGUCGAGGACGCCGUCCGCGACAAGGAACGUGACAACGACUCUGACUCGAUUCGCUCAGAGGCCCUUGGGGACAACCUGCCGCCUGGGUACUUCUGGUCUCCACGAUUUAUUGGCACAGUAGUUGGCUUCGCUCUCUCCGCCAUCUCGGCGUAUCUCUUCCUGAUCUUACCCACGAACGUGUUGACGUACAUCAACGCGGAUAUCGCGCGGACCUUGUCGCUAUCUGCGGCCUACACGGUCCUUGGGCGGUUAUCCGACCUCUUUGGCCGGCGCUGGUUCUUCAUCGGGGGCAACAUCAUCGCCCUCCUCGGGAUCAUCGUCUGCGCUUCUGCCCAAAAUGUGAAUUCUCUCAUCAUCGGCAGCGCCGUGUAUGGCCUCGGCGAGACCGUGCAGCUCAGCUUUAAUGUAGCACUCGGAGAGCUCGUCCCGCGAAAAUACCGUCCCGCCGUUCUGAGCGCCAUCUUCGCGUCAAACGCACCUAUUGCGAGUUUUGGGCCAUUGAUCGCACGCAAGUUCAUAUCAACUCCGAGCCUCGGAUGGAGGUGGUGUUACUACAUCAACAUUAUCUGUUGUGGGCUGGCCAUUAUCUGCCUAUACAUGUUUUACCACCCGCCAACGUUUGAGCUCUUGCACGAACGCAAGACUAAGCGGCAGCUGAUGAAGGAACUAGAUUAUGUCGGACUUUUCCUCUGGACAGCUGGCCUUACUUUAUUCUUGAUGGGCGUCAGCUUGGGUGGCACCAUCUAUCCCUGGAAGUCUGCGGCUCCGAUCACGACCAUCCUGCUUGGUGUCGCUCUUAUCGCCGGCUUAGUGGUCUGGGAGAUGAAGGCCAACCUGAGGUACCCUGCUAUCCCGAUCAAGUUCUUCGGAAAUCGUGGCUUUAUGGCACUGGUCUGCUGCGCGACGGUUGCAAGUAUGUUCUACUACUCUGCGGUCCUCAUCUGGCCGCAGCAGAUCCAGGCGCUUUUCACGAGCGACAUUAAUUAUGCCGGCUGGUUAUCUUGCACCGUCGCAUCCUCUACCGCGCUCGGCCAGAUCGUUGCAGGCUUUGUGAUCAAAUGGGUCGGCAACGUGCGCUACUGGAUUAUAUUCUCCUCGUUCGCCAUGGUAGGAUUUGUAGCCGCCCUCGCUGCUCUGACCCCCGCCUCAAAGGAUCUCGGGGUGGCUCUGACAAUGCUGGGCCCAUUCUUCGUGGGCAUCAUCGAGCUCCUCUCACUUGCCCUGGCUCCUCUGUUCUGCGACCCAGCCGACAUCGGUCUCGCUUCGGGCCUGCUUGCCUCGAUCCGCUCGGCUGGCGGCUCUGUGGCCGUUGCCGUGUACUCGUCCGUCCUGGCAAACCGCGUGGCCAUUGAGAUCCCCAACGCCGUCAUCCCCGCGGUGAUCAACGCUGGCUUUCCCGCUGACAAGGCCCCGGCACUGGCAUCGGCCGUUGUCGCCAAGUCUUAUGCCACUUUCCCGGGUGUAAACUCGGCCGUGACUGCGGCGAUCGCGAGCGUAUUGCCUAGUGCGUAUGCCGCUGCGUUUAAGGUGGUGUAUCUCGUCAGCCUGGCGUUUGGUGCCAUCGCCCUGGCUGGCUCGUUGAUUUCAAAGGACUCCCAGCCUCACCUGACGGAUAAGAUUGAGCGCAAGAUGGUCAGUGGCAAGGAGUCUGCUGCCGCAAAGGUCGAGGGCACGGAGAAAGUUUAG
Molecule: messenger RNA, 1722 nt
Organism: Microdochium trichocladiopsis
Lineage: Eukaryota; Fungi; Ascomycota; Sordariomycetes; Xylariales; Microdochiaceae
Product: fungal trichothecene efflux pump
Exons: 6
Coding region: 1-1722 (573 amino acids)
Biological process (GO): transmembrane transport
Cellular component (GO): membrane
Molecular function (GO): transmembrane transporter activity
Source: RefSeq, a predicted model, not a curated record